This is a messenger RNA of Neodiprion fabricii, 2275 nucleotides long. RefSeq lists its product as uncharacterized. Lineage: Eukaryota; Metazoa; Arthropoda; Insecta; Hymenoptera; Diprionidae. The record is from RefSeq and is a predicted model, not a curated record. The coding region runs from base 217 to 1569 and encodes 450 amino acids. The transcript is spliced from 4 exons.
GCGGAGCGCGAAUAUCACUAUCGAAACUCGCGGCGCUGGGCGAAUUUUUUCCUUCGUUAAUAGUAAUUUUUAUUCGGUCUAUUCGUUUUUGGGGGAAUUUUUAAAUACGCUCAUCAUCCGAUUGGCCAAACCUUCGCUAAUCAAGUUUCAUUGACGGUGGCAAGGAUACGAUUAUCCCUCGCGGCGAAUAUCGAGAUCAAUCAACCCCGCCUCACAAUGGAGGUCAAUGUCUUGACGCUUCUUCUCAUGAUCGCAUCGAUGGGGUUGGCCAAAGCUACGAUCGGCAAUUGGGAGGGAUGUGGUGGUCGACUAGAACGAGCCUUGGACGCUCUGAGGAGGGACACGACGAGGAGGACGCGCCUCGAAGACGAUGAGCCCGAGUCGGGAAUCGUAUAUCAGCAAGUCUUACGCUCUGCACCACUGGAAAUGGUUGUGUCCCAGGUCAGCGUGAAGCUUCCGCAAGACUCGAGAGGUCGUGGAGGUCCUUGGGCACAGGUAGAACGCUGCGUAUACGAGCCAAGCAACAAUUCCCUGCAGACGCGACUAGUCUUCAGUGAUCUGACGGUGUCAGGGCGCAUAACUCUCCUUCCUCUUGAUUAUCGGGUCGCACUACCCGCGGAAUCUUGCAGGAUGACACUGCGAUUGCGACGCGCUGGAGUUGACUUCUUCACGAGCCCGAUCGCUCGGGGACGAGGUCAAAUGCGUAUUCGUACAGAAUCCAGUUUCCUUGAGCCCCGCUUUGCUUCCAUCUACGCUUUCGGAUGUCGACCGACCCGUAGUGAUAAACAAAUUAAACGACAGGACAAGUGGCCCCCACAGUCUACGCUUGUGAAUGGUCAACUGGCCCCAAAUCUUGUGAAAAACGUAGCUCCGGCGGGAAAUCCAACGGAGAACUAUGAGGAGGCGGAACCACGGGAAAUUUCUUCAACCACGACGAAGGACGACGCAGUCGUCGUCGAGAAGGAGAGCCGGAAAGCGCGUGCCCUGUUUCAAACGGAUGCACGACCCGGUAUCUGGCGUAGGAGUGACUGGAUAACUCGUUCGUCAUCGAAUAGACAACGAAGAGAAGUCGCUGACAUAACGCCACGAGACUUUGCUUUAGCCCUUGCAAAGAAGGCUCGUGCAUUGCUGAUAGAAGACGCGGAAUCCUUGUCGAAGGAUUCAGCGAGCGAAAUGAGUGCGAAGAGGCAAGUCAAGGCUGAUGGUUCGCAAGUUUCAAUUCAUAAGAAUGGAAGCGAUGUGGGUCACGGAGCAGCUACAAACUUACAGAAUAUCGAAGUUAAGGCAAAUUACAAACGCGAGACCACGGAGAUACCGAUCGUCGAAGAAGCACUGAGACCCAGAGAAUUGCUCCUAGAAGAAGACCUCGCGGAUGAUAUUAAUAUUGCAGUUGCGGACGAUUUCGAGGGAAGAGCUUGGCACGUGAGGGAAGGCGUAACCAGAGAAAUGGAAGACGUGUUUUUGAAAGGAGCUAGUCAGGCGUUGACGAGUUACAUCGAGAGGCAAUUACACCCAGCCAUUAAAGAAACGCUGAUGUUGUCGAUGGGUUACACCAUCAGUUAUGGAUAAUGAAACAAAUUAAAGCGCAUUCUUCGCUCGAUCGGCUGUGCGACGCGUCAGAAGCGGGGAGAUUAUCUGGAUGGAAAUUUUUUUAUUUUAUGCAGUGCAGGCCAUGGAAAAAUAGGGAAACCGGAAUAUCGUUGGCCAGUAGCCAUCGCAAUUCAACUCGUGACUUGAUCCUACGAUUCAUAUUAUCCACCCAUAAAUUAUGGUACGAUUCAGUUUUUGUGUGGUUUGAACAUUGGAAUGGACGUCAGAAAAGGAAAGAGUAUGUCCUCGCGUUUAACGCCACGAUGCCACGUCUGUGCGAUCUGUUUCAGAAAGACUUUAUUGACGGUUGUUCGUCGCGUAGUUUAUGCUUCUUGAAAAAUUUGAUACGGAGGCAAACAACUGAUUUUAUGCAUCGUGAUAUAGGUAGAGACGGAAUAUGAACGGAGUAAAGUGUAAUUUGACCAAUCUGGAGAGUGUAGUUAUUUAUUUAGAGUGCAUACAUCGGGUGCUAUUAUGUAUACUUUUAUGAUUAACAUAUUUUCGUAGCUUAAGUUGAGAAACAAGUAGCGUAAUACCUGCGCUGAUUCUAUAACGUAAGAGAUUAUCAAUUAUUAUUAAUAAUAAAUGUAUUAUUCAGAGUACACGUUAUACUGUUUUGUACAGUCAACUGAUCAUUGGCGAUUCUUCCAUAAAUCUUUGGUCGCUUGCAGUGUCAAAAAAAUGA